UGUUCAUGAAGUGCGAUUUGUUACGUAUGUAGUGUACGUGUGUAGUUACAGACUAGUUUCAUGUAUUUGGAAGAAAGAAAAGUUAUUAGUGAGUGUUGCAUGAGUAAGAUAUUCAUGUUUCCCUAUUCACGUUUUGUUUCGAGUGUUUCCGCAUAAUUAGAGAAAACUAGUUUUAUUAAUGCCCACAUGUUAAUUCAACACCUUGUUUUGCUAGUUUCUUCUUGUUCAGUGCGACAAAAAGUGAAAUGAAGUUUGUUUGCAAUACGAUCGUAGUAUAGCGGUUCCGAGUUCAGGUGAAUGACCUAUAGGAACGGAAACUUAUUCUGUUAUGGCUCUCAGCUAAAAAUCCCAUCGUGUGUAAGAAGAAAUAUUAUUCACACCUCAAAAGCUUAUACACAAUAAUAAAGGUGCAUACAUAGAAGAGCUUGAAGAAACUCAUGAAUAUCCAAGAAAGACACUGAAUCAGGAGGAAGGCCCAGUUGGAUACAAAUUGGCUGACUGCUCAGAUUAUUAAGCGGUGAAAGAAUUUCAGAUAAGGAGGCAACAAGAACUUAUAAAGUAAAAUGAAUACACAUCAGAGAAUGCUGCCACAGCAGUAUUGUUUGAGGUGGAAGUACCACCACAACAAUCUGCAAGUCAUGUUCAGCCAACUGCUAGAGCGUGAAAGUUUUUGCGAUGUGACCCUUGCAUGUGAGGGCCGAACUUUGCGUGCUCACAAGGUUGUGCUGUCAGCAUGUAGUACAUACUUCGAUACAAUAUUUUCUCAGUAUGAAGAAAAGAAUCCUAUUGUGAUUUUGAAGGAUGUUAAGUUUGCAGAUAUACGAGCACUUGUUGAAUUUAUGUAUCGUGGAGAAAUCAACAUAGAUCAUUCCCAUUUGGCUAGUUUACUAAAAGCCGCAGAAGACUUGAGAAUUAAAGGCUUGGCAGAGGUUUCCUGGCGAUCUGAAACCCAAGCAAAUCAAUCUGUAGAGGAGAAUGUGAACAAUACUGACACCCGAUCAUCACAAAUGGACACAGUGGUUAGUGAUAAUGAAGUUGAACCACCACUGAAAAGGAGGAGAGGUCGUCCUCCCAUGGAUGCAAGCAGUCCUGUCUUCCAUCCAAAAGUGACAAGCGUGUCAAGUGUUGUCACCAAUGAAGCAACUUUUAGAGACAGAACUGGGACAUCUGAUGCAGAAAAUGAAACUUCAGCUUGGGAUGAAGCAGAAAAUGAGGUGAUUAAUUGUGAUACUUCAGCAGAAGCUACUCCAGCUGCAUCUUCAGUGAGUGUCCAAAGUUAUUCAACACUUCUCUCGCACCUCGCCAAGGGCACCCCGACCCCAUCACAGGAAAGUUUUGCUGAACCUGAGGAGAAAGAAAAGUUAAAGCCUACGUCAUACUCAGAUGGUGCACCAGUUACGACGACACCAUCAAGUGGCAUAACAAGUCAGAUAGCAGAGCAGUACAGGGAUGUCAUCAAAUUAAAUGACUACUUGACAACAGGAAGGCGGCAGCAGUUUUGGGAGGAGCCAUUCACAAGGCGGAUAAUGGAUGCUAUAAAGAGCAAAGAAUUGGAAAUGAAGACUGGUGCUGAAUUACUUGGUGUGUCGUACGGCACCUUGUAUGGGCGGUAUAGAGAUGCUUAUGGCUGUCUGAAACAUCCUUACCGUGUUAGAGAUUUCUGGUCAGAAUCUGGUCCUGCUGACGUUCUAGCUAAAGUGCAGAGGAAAGAAAUCACACUGUUUCGAGCAGCAGAAAUGUUAAAUGUGACAGUGACGACUCUUGCAAACUACCUUUCUACAUUGCGCCAGUAUGAAGGAGAUGAAAGCCUUGAUGAUGCAAGAGAUCACGAUGAUAUGUUUGGAGAUACAUAUAAAACACCAGUUAAGAAAUUUACGUCAGCUCUUGAAAAUAAUCCUGAUAUCACUAUUGUGAAACAGGAACCACCAGGGACAAUGAUGAACCAUGAACAGAUUGAUAAUGAUAGUGCCCUUCCUUCAGUUGGAACAAAUGAUGCAGACCAUUCCGACACAAAAACUGUUGGUAGCCAUCUACCAACAAAUGGAGUAGAUGACGAGGGAGGUGAAUAGAUAUUAACUGUUUGAUUCCUCAAGGCUCUAACAGUACAGAACAUUCCUGAAAUGAAAUCAGCUUCUGCAAAGAUGCCAUCACACCUUUUUUUCUACAUUUUCUGAUAUUUGUAUGAAGAAAAUUGUGUUUAAGUGAUGGUUACUCGGGAAUGUGGUACAAAUGGUUCUAAAUUGAUGUAGCCAUGUGACUGUAAUACAAGAAAUUACUGCUGUAUGAUAGAACUGGGAUAACUUUUUGAAGUCCAGUGGUUUUGUUUAUUUUUAUUGCAAAGGAUUUGACUGGCAGAUGUAAAACAUACAGAACUGGAUCCACACUCCUCUUUUUGUAUCUCAACACAGACUGAGAAAAGGGACACAUUUAUGUGAUGUGUGACUGGUAUUCAGAGUUUUGUGCAAUCGGUUGUUCUCUUUGUAGACUGCAAUGAACUGACUGUGUUAACACAUUGUCUAUGCUUUGUAGACAGUCUCUUAAUUUUAUUAUUUUUUUUUAUUUAUUUCUGUUUUGUACUGAGGAACG
Molecule: messenger RNA, 2586 nt
Organism: Schistocerca nitens (vagrant locust)
Lineage: Eukaryota; Metazoa; Arthropoda; Insecta; Orthoptera; Acrididae
Product: longitudinals lacking protein, isoforms H/M/V
Exons: 9
Coding region: 564-2069 (501 amino acids)
Biological process (GO): regulation of transcription by RNA polymerase II
Cellular component (GO): nucleus
Molecular function (GO): protein binding
Source: RefSeq, a predicted model, not a curated record